AUGGAUAGGAGAGGAACACGGAGGGAUACGACAGGAAGAUACGGUGGCGGUGCGUCACCCAUAGUUUCUGCCGCCGGUUGUAGCGUAUUGAUAGGAUUGGAUGUGAGAAAUGUGCUAAAUACUAGCAAUUGGGUCGAAAUAAUUAAUUUUCCUCUCGUUGGGCUCUUAGAAUCUGAGUUCAAAGAUCCAUUUCUUGACUCUUUCACGAGUUUAAUUGAUGAAUAUGGAAGGCACCAAGCUAGGCUUGCUAGAACCAUAUACGAAUCCAUGGCGAAAAACCUUGGUCUCGAUUCGAGACUAUCGAAAUCUUAUUUGUUGGAAUUGACUAGAUUUAUACGUGUUCAUCGGUACCCACAGAUCCCUAAAGGUAACCAAGCUUGGGGAGUUGGAGUUCAUACAAAUAGCACGGUUCUUUCGAUAUUGAAGCAAGACCAACUCGGAGGACUACAAGUUUUCAAAGAUAACAAAUGGAUCCAUGUUAAACCCAUAGCUGAUUCCCUCAUCAUCAACCUUCAUAGAGUAAAGGUGAAAAAGAAAGAGGACCGAAUCUCAAUAAAUUAUUUUGUGUUUCCACAAUUUGAUUGUACCAUUCAAAGUUCAAAGUACAAGCCUUUUACUUACAAAUCUUUUCAAGCACAAGCUCAAAAGGAAAUAGAGACCUUGGGAUUAAGGGUUGGCCUUGAUAAUUUCAAGCUAAAUGCUUAG
This is a messenger RNA of Gossypium raimondii (Peruvian cotton), 705 nucleotides long. Its product is annotated as gibberellin 2-beta-dioxygenase 8-like. The coding region runs from base 1 to 705 and encodes 234 amino acids. Gene Ontology annotation, molecular function: dioxygenase activity. The transcript is spliced from 5 exons. Lineage: Eukaryota; Viridiplantae; Streptophyta; Magnoliopsida; Malvales; Malvaceae. The record is from RefSeq and is a predicted model, not a curated record.